This is a messenger RNA of Anolis carolinensis (green anole), 3338 nucleotides long. It is a transcript of the gene rnf114, whose product is annotated as ring finger protein 114. Gene Ontology annotation, molecular function: ubiquitin protein ligase activity. Gene Ontology annotation, biological process: ubiquitin-dependent protein catabolic process; protein polyubiquitination. The transcript is spliced from 6 exons. The record is from RefSeq and is a predicted model, not a curated record. NCBI's taxonomy places the organism in Eukaryota, Metazoa, Chordata, Lepidosauria, Squamata, Anolidae. Bases 204 to 860 code for a protein of 218 amino acids.
GGAAAUCGAAGCUCCCCUUCCCUCCCGGUGGCGAAGAAGGAAGGAAGAAACCCAGGCUGUCUCUCCCGGCCAGGAUCCUUCCAUCCUCUGCAUCACUUUCCGGCUAUACUGCCUCUCGCCCCUGCGUCGGGUCCAAACCUCGCCACACGGACGAGCAGAAAGGAAACGCGGGCUCUUCUGUUCGCUUAUUUACAUUGCUCAUUAUGGGCGAUAAUGGCCAGGCAUCGGGACGACGGCUCCGUUUGCCUGCAUGGAAAGGCGACAGGAAUGCAAUCCACUCCUACUCCGCAUCAUGCACAGAGUGGUUAGAGAGCUUUUGCACACCUUGCAUUCAGGAAUGUCUUAAGCCAAAGAAGCCAGUUUGUGGAGUUUGUCGCAGCACACUGACCCAUGGCAUCAGAGCUCUGGACUUGGAAAAGCAAAUUGAAAUGACAGAGACUACUUGCAAUGGCUGCAAUAAAAAAAUGUAUCUUUCCAAGCUGCGUGGCCAUGCAGCCACCUGUUCAAAAUAUCAGAAUUACAUAAUGGAAGGUGUUAGAGCCGUGACUAAAGAUCCACAACAAGAUACCAGUAACAUUCCAAAUAGAUUCACAUUUCCUUGCCCUUACUGCAAUGAGAAAAACCUGGACCAGGAAGGACUAGUAGAACACUGUAGAAAGUAUCACAGCAUGGAUGCAAAGCGAGUGGUUUGUCCAAUUUGUGCAUCGAUGCCAUGGGGUGAUCCAAACUAUAGAAGUGCUAAUUUCAUGGAACAUCUUCAACGGCGACACCAGUUUUCUUAUGAUACUUUUGUGGAUUAUGACGCUGAUGAAGAUGAUAUGAUGGCCCAGGUUCUCUUGCGAUCCUUGAGGGAUCAAUGAACAAAGCAAGAAGCACUUCAUACCCGACUUCCUACCCCUAAGAUUCUUUGGCAUCCAUAAACUAAUUUUUCUUCAUUCUUGUGCCUACUAUCUCCAUACAUGGCCUCUUCUAGUGCGAUAUCCCUUGCUGUUUACUUGCUCCAGAAUAUCUUUCGUCUUGGUUUGUAACAUAUAUUUUUACUUUAUUUACAUUUUAUUUCAACUUCUAAUGUUUACAGAUUUUAAAUCACCAGGAGUUUGGCAAUAAUUUUCACCUUUGUUAUUAUUGCAUUCUUUAACAUGGAUCAGGAAUUAGAAGCCUAAGAUAAGAUCCCUGGGUCUCCAUCUCUAGAUAAUGAAGACCUAGGCUUUUUGAUUCACAUAUCGGCAACAGGCAUCCGUUUCUUUUUUUUUUAUGUAGCAACACAUUGGAUUUGACUCAAAAUCAAGCCUUACAGAAGCCUGUGUCCGCAAUAUAAAAAGCUGAAGUUAUUAUUCUAUUACAGUGUGUCUCUUAGUUCACUCAGUAUAUAAUACUUCUGUAAGUUUAGAGGCAAUCACUUAAGUUUGGUUUCAGUUCUUUUCUACCUUACGCAUACAAAGUUCAGAUAUGAAAUGAGCUUGUUUUGUGUUUCUGGAAGACAUUAGAAUUCAUACAAAACUUAAUUUCUGGCUUCCUACACUUCUGUAUAUUUCUACCUCUAUGCUUAGAGUUCAGAAUAAUUUGACAGCAGCAGAUGAGUCACCCUUCCCACCUGUUCCUUCAACAUAACACAAGUAAGACUAUUGUGCUUUGUGUGAACUGCACUUUUGUAUCUAAUAGAGAAAUGCCAUGUAUUCAUGUGUGAAAUCUAAUGCUGCUGUGGUUCAGAAAGUUUGCAGUACAGGGAACAGAAAGUCUGGUUCUCACAUUUCUUAACUUCUGAAUGCACUUAGCCCUAUUCUUGUCUUUUUCUGCAUUGACUGUGCAUAUGAGUGAGGUGCCAUAUGCUUGACCUCUGUGUGUUCAGUGAAGGGUGAGAAUAGGACCCCGCAAACAGCUGUGUUUACUUGCAGACUUGAUACACAACUGGAAAUGAACGUUAGCAUGAGCUUCCAUACAUACAUUGGCAUUCUUAAUUUCUGCUUGAAGGCAUGGCAGUCCCAGGGAUGAGAUCAACAGGCAUAAUCCCUCUCCCCAUCCUGUUGACAUUAGCUAGAGAGCACAGUUACUAUGAAGUAAUUAGGUUUUUUAUAUAGUGAUCAUACACUGCCAUUAGUGAAAACUGAAACAUUUGCCUUGGUAGCUUUUGAUGGACAUUGCAAACUUCAUCAGAUAUUAUCUUCCUUUGUGGGAAAGUACUCUGUCAAAAACAAGAACCAGGCUGGAUUCUUUAAAUGAGCAAUGUUUUGAAUGGAUGGCUCUGGGUUUAAUGACAACUUUUUGCAGUAAACAUUCUAACUGGAACUGAAGUAUGAAAUGACAGAGCUAAAUAUUGACUUACAUGGUUUGGGAUAUAUUGGCUCAACAGGCAUUUGUUGCUAGAACCUGCGGGUAAAUUGUGCAAUACUGAUAUCUGGAGGGGGGUUUCUCCAGACUUAAAACGCCAUGAAUCAAUAAUGACAUGGCACACCUGAUCUGACACUCAUUGUGCUGCUGAAGUGAUCUGACUACCAGUUGCUCACUCUUGCGUUCUGUGACUUCUCUGCUUGGACAUGGUUUGAUUUUGUUGUAAAUGCUUCCAAGAUUCUUGAGUUGGAUAUCUGUCUCGUUUAAGAGUUUACCACUGAAUUGUUGCUGAUAUUUUUGAGGUUGCCCUGUGGUAUCCUGGGCCUCUCCAGCUUCACUUUCCUGCCAGAGAACCUUGUAUAUCGGCCAUCAGAUCAGCAGGCGGAAGUCAGGACAUUCCAGAGCAGCAUUCAAGAUGCUAAAGAAACAAAAGCCAGAGAGGGAAACUGACCGUUUGCUCAUACAUGCACGGAAGUGCCUUCUGCAUGCACAUGGACUUCUUUGGGACUUUGGCCGUUAUCUUUCAGCAUCUCAAUAAGAACAUCUUCUCCAACCUCCUGUGGAUUGCAUAGGACCUAAAUACCCUUCGUAAACAUAACAGACUUUUUUGUUCUUGUAUUCUAAGUGCACUUCUAGUAAUUUUAAUAAAAAUUUUAGAACUUCAAAAUGGUCAUGUUCUGGCUUUUAAAUAAAGGAAAUAAAGUUAAUUGAUAAAAUCCUUUUUGGGGGAAUCAUUUAUCCCUUGUCCCAAGGAAUUCAAAUGUGAAUAUUUUUUUUCUGAUUUUGACUAGCCACCUCUGUUAACAUCAACUAAAAGAACAUGUAUAAAGACAGCAAAUGAAAAUCACAUGUAUGGAGUUGUAUUCCAGACAUCCCGUUGAGUCAACUUCAGUAUUGCUAUUUGUAUAUAAGAGAUGUUGUGCUACUGCAAUGUAGAUAAAAAUAAUAUCCUGCUUCUGUGAGUAAAUAAAUAAAGGGUGCUAUAGGACAUCAAGCGGGUUAAAAGGAAA